AUGGACGCCGAGUUCUACCGCAAGCUUCACGGCGAGGACGCAUUUACUCGUGACUCGUUUGCCUCGAAGGGUGCAGAGAUGGAUAAGGAAGCGGGGUACAAGUCUGUGAGUACUCCAACCACGUCAUCUUCAUAG
Molecule: messenger RNA, 135 nt
Organism: Phytophthora nicotianae INRA-310
Lineage: Eukaryota; Oomycota; Peronosporomycetes; Peronosporales; Peronosporaceae
Exons: 1
Coding region: 1-135 (44 amino acids)
Source: RefSeq, a predicted model, not a curated record